Messenger RNA from Stegostoma tigrinum, 2131 nucleotides. Its product is annotated as TSC22 domain family protein 1-like. Gene Ontology annotation, biological process: regulation of transcription by RNA polymerase II. The record is from RefSeq and is a predicted model, not a curated record. The coding region runs from base 241 to 666 and encodes 141 amino acids. The transcript has 3 exons. NCBI's taxonomy places the organism in Eukaryota, Metazoa, Chordata, Chondrichthyes, Orectolobiformes, Stegostomatidae.
GAGAGUGCUGAGGGUUUUGUGGUGAGAAGCAGCAGCGAAGAUCUGUUUGUGAGCAUCACAAGCUUUCUUUGUGGAGCGCUGUCGAGGUGGCUCUCCAAGGUUUCUACAGUACAUUGCCGUUUCACUGCAAAAUUCACAAAAUCUAGCCUUCAGCAAUAGCGUUUCUCUUUACCACGCCGGCUCACCAAGGCUGCAAACGAAAAGCUCCCGUUUCUUCACUCAUUUUUGCUCUGGAAUAGCAUGAAUGCUGAAUAUUAUAAGUCACUGGCGAUGGAGCUUGGGGUUUACCAGCUGAGAAAUUUCUCGAUUUCAUUUCUCUCCUCUUUGCUCGGAACAGAAAACGCCUCCGUAAAAUUAGACAGUAGCUCUUCUGGUGCCAGUGUGGUAGCCAUAGACAACAAAAUCGAGCAAGCCAUGGAUCUUGUGAAGAGUCACUUGAUGUACGCUGUGAGGGAGGAGGUGGAGGUCCUUAAGGAACAGAUCAAAGAACUGGUGGAGAGAAAUUCUCAGUUGGAACAGGAAAACAAUCUGCUGAAGACUCUGGCUAGCCCUGAGCAGUUAGCACAGUUUCAGGCACAGCUGCAGACAACUGGCUGUUCCCCGCCAGUGUCUCAAUCAGGACAAUCUACUCAACCCACACCACCAAACGGGGGAUCAUCAGCUUAAAGGCCUGGCUGUACAAUCCAAUGGGCCAUCGGGCUUUGCAGAGAAGAGAAAUAAACUGUCAUAUCAAUCAUCAUGUAAUAUUUCAUCGCACACCAACAAUUCCAAAUUGGUUAUGGGAACUAGAGUUGUAUAAAUUCAGAAAGAAACUCUCUUCAGUAUUAAGACAGUCGUCUUUGGCUAAAGGAGUUUGCUUUGAGGGUGUGGAAUGAAAACCUUGUUCUCUCAAAGAGAGUGGUUAUAUGCAGAGGAGAAGAAAAGCAGCCAUGCAGAUCUGAGUGCUGGUUACCGAUCAUUGCUCAUGCUGUGAAAAUGCAUGCAGUUUCCUUUCAUUCAGCACACCUAUGUGUGUACAUGCGUGUGUAUGUUUGUGUGCACCAAUGUAACUGCUUCCCGACAAGGUUGAGGAAGAAGUGGAUCAGAGGCAAUCAGAUACUGACUGGAGAGUCUUUGAGAGGGCAGUGCCCUCCUUUACACUGCUGUAGACCACUUUGAUUUCUAAAUGAGUUAUGAAGACAAAACGGGAGUAUGAAGGCAAAGCUGAACAGUAUUUAACUUGAACUGUAGAACUGUCACCUUGGACCUUAAAUUGACAAGAUUGCUAUGUUUACACUGCUUUUCCAAGAGCUGGAGAGGUGUAGAUUUUUUUCAAGUUAGAUGUGACUCAAAAUUUUGGACAAUCCAUGGGGUUGUUCCUCUAAUGUAUAUUGUGUACGUAGUGUAAGUAUUGUGUAAUAUAGAGCUGUAUCUAUUAGGUUGUACAGAUUGAAAACUUGCUGUUUCACUGAUCCAAUUGCGUUUGGACAUUUUUUAUGCUGUUGAACAGAAAUGGCAUUUGUGAACAAUUAUGCUGUCCUAAGACAUAGCAGGGCUGGAAGAAUUUUUCUUGUAAGUUAAUGGUACGUGACUGGUAAUUAUAGAAAGUAAGUGGUCCACUGGUCCCAUUUCUUAUGUCUAUCAACACUAAGUAGUGGCAGAUGCUACACAGUAGUUGCAGUGAUAGAAAUGGUCUCUUGGUCAGAGGAAGCACUAAGAGAUGAGAAUCUAUGGGCUCCAGUGGAAUUGAUUCUUUUUGAUGCUUCAUAGACCUUAUCUGUUGGUUCACUGGUCCAUUGGUCUGUUAAAUCUGCACUGUAAUGGUCUGGUUGGAUUCUUUAGGAUCCAGAACCAAUGGAUUCAUCAGCCUAGGUAUGUUUGUUGCUUCUAACCGUUGAAUACCUUCAACAACAUUGUACUCGCCAGUAGUACAGCGUUUGUAACCCCAACAAAGAGUGUGUUUUGACAAUUAAACACUCCAGACCCAAAACCUCUGUUAGAAGCUCUAAUUCCUACUAUGGAUUUCACAUUUAACAGUGAUAGUGUUGCUUAUGUUCUGAUGCAUGUUCUGAAACAGUUGUAACACAUUCAGUUAUACUCGACUGCGGCACAACUUCGAAACUUUCAAUAAACUCAAGUUGGUAAAUAACAA